GGGCAUUUGAUCAGCUCUUCUGACAAUUGGACACCACCCUUUGUUAUAAAAAGGGACCCAUCGAUAGUCAGAUUUUCUUUUUCAGUUUCGUUCCCAAGACGCUCUUAUACGAGGAUCCGCUGAUAGUGGAUUAACCCCGUUUAUAAACAUGUCUUCUCCACGGAAAGGGCAUCCAGGAGGUAUCGAAAAGAUUCUAUACCAUAAGGGAUGAAUCUACUACGCAUGUACAGGGCUUUUGCCCUCGCGGUGACACCAUUACUUAUUAGCUUAUCUGCUACUAAUACUUCUGAUAAGCACAGUUGUCGAUGCCGACCAUACGAGCCUUGCUGGCCUUCCAACGAGUCCUGGGAUCGCCUUAAUGCUUCCAUAAAUGGUAACUUAGUUGAAGUUCAGCCAGUGGGCUACGUAUGUCACGGCAACACAUUCGACCAGGCUGCCUGUGAUAAUGUAAAGCAGUUAUCGAGAAAUGCUAUAUGGCGAGCUGCUCAGCCGGGCGCCCUUCAAUGGUCAAACUUCGAGACUUAUGCACCGAGGAAUGAAUCGUGCUAUGUGGACUCGCCGAAAGAUACAGUUUGCGGACAGGGGCGAAUUUCUCGUUAUGCUGCUGAAAUCGAGACCCCGGAAGAUGUGCGAGCUGCCUUAAAGUUUGCGAGAAAGCACAACAUCCGCCUAGUCGUUCGAAAUACCGGUCAUGACAUGGCUGGUAAAUCAAGCGCCCCGGAUUCUCUGCAAAUUGCCACUCAUCGACUCAAGCAAAUCGAGUAUGUAUCGGACUUUGUCCCUAGCGGCGCGAAUGCCCAUAGCCCUCGUGGGCCUGCAGUCACCAUGGGUGCGGGUGUAUUAGGAUUGGAACUGUACACCGCGGCAGCAGCGGGCAAAUACCUCAUUAUCUCGGGUGUUUGUAGCACAGUGGGCACUGCGGGUGGAUAUAUCUUAGGUGGUGGCGCGUCCACACUAAAUCGACUUUUUGGAUUGGCCUCAGACAAUGUUCUUCAGUUCACCAUGGUUACGGCAGAUGGAAAACUGGUCGUGGCGAACGAGUUCCAGAACGAAAAUCUGUUCUGGGCCCUGAAAGGCGGCGGCGGCGGCACCUUUGGGGUAGUUAUGAGCGUCACGGUCCGUGUCUAUCCAGACGUUUCCGUCGUCAAUGCUCUCUUAACUAUCACCCAGCCCGCUGGGAGCGAGACGUUCUGGGAAGCUGCGCGCGACCUUUUCGCUGCGCAGCCCGCUCUAGCCAUAGAACACAAUUACAUCCGAGUCGCCGUGUUUCCAGUUGCAUCUGAUGACCCGUCUAUGGGUACUCUCUUAGUGGAAGGGAGACUGUUCAAUGCCACUGUGAAUACGACCGACGAGAAAUUUGCUCCAUUGCGCGAAGCCCUCGACAGUGCUGGUAUACCCUAUGAAUACCAAUCCGAGCAUAUCCCCAGCUACAGCUCAUAUCUAACCAGGCCCCUCUACAUCGAACCAGCUGGCGGGGGCACCGUCCACGGCUCGGUCCUGGUAUCAGAACAGCUCUACCAGAGCGCUGACGGACCGUCGAAGCUAGCUGAAGUCGUCUCCAAGCUACAACUAGGGCCAGGGAGCCUGAUUGAAAGCAGCACGUUCGGCGGUGGUCAGGUCGCGGCGAACAAAGACAUGGUCGAUAGCGCCGUGCACCCCUCAUGGAGGGAGGCACUGUCACUGAUCGAUCUGUACGUCAAUUUGCCCAGUAACUCUAGCUUUGAGAUGCAGGACAAGGCUCAGGCUUUGUUGACUGGGGUCCAAAUGCCACUCCUGCUUUCUUUGGAGGACGGGCGAAUGGCGUCGUAUGUGAAUGGCGCGGAUUCCCUGCAGGAGAAUUUCCAGUGGCAGCUAUGGGGGGAUAACUAUGAGCGGCUGUAUCAGAUCAAACAGGCUUGGGACAAGGACGGGCUUUUCAUUUGUAAGGUGGGAGUUGGGAGUGAGGCUUGGGAUGAAGAGGGGAUGUGCAGAACGAAGUCGAGUGAUUAGAUUGGCCAUCAGAUGGAACUCAUGGAGACGUAGUACAGGCAGCAGUCAGUCAGAUAAGAAUCAUAUC
Molecule: messenger RNA, 2056 nt
Organism: Aspergillus steynii IBT 23096
Lineage: Eukaryota; Fungi; Ascomycota; Eurotiomycetes; Eurotiales; Aspergillaceae
Product: FAD-binding domain-containing protein
Exons: 3
Coding region: 208-1989 (593 amino acids)
Molecular function (GO): FAD binding; oxidoreductase activity
Source: RefSeq, a predicted model, not a curated record